Schistocerca cancellata (South American locust) is the source of this 1931-nucleotide messenger RNA. RefSeq names its product serine/threonine-protein kinase RIO2 (gene RIOK2). The record is from RefSeq and is a predicted model, not a curated record. Gene Ontology annotation, cellular component: preribosome, small subunit precursor; nucleus; cytosol. Gene Ontology annotation, molecular function: ATP binding; protein serine/threonine kinase activity. NCBI's taxonomy places the organism in Eukaryota, Metazoa, Arthropoda, Insecta, Orthoptera, Acrididae. Gene Ontology annotation, biological process: maturation of SSU-rRNA; protein phosphorylation. Bases 97 to 1752 code for a protein of 551 amino acids. The transcript is spliced from 9 exons.
UGGUGUGUGACCGUGUGAGCGUAGGGGUGGAAGAGAAAUGUGUGUUCGAGGUUAAGUUGUUGUUAACGUAGCACGUGAUACAUUGAGAAAAACACCAUGGGAAAACUAAAUGUUUCCAUUUUGCGGUAUCUCACGAAGGAAGAUUUCCGUGUUCUAACUGCAAUUGAAAUGGGAAUGAAGAAUCAUGAACUGGUUCCUGCACCUCUUGCAGCCUCAAUUGCUAACUUGCAGCAUGGUGGCGUUCACAAAGUGCUCAAGGAUUUGUGUAAACAUAGACUGCUCAGCUAUGAGAGAGGAAAACGAUAUGACGGAUACAGGUUAACAAAUUCUGGGUAUGAUUAUUUGGCACUCAAGGCCUUGACUAUGAAGAAUGUAAUAUCCUCGUUUGGCAACCAGAUAGGAGUAGGCAAGGAAUCGAAUAUUUAUGUUGUUGCUGAUGAGGAAGGAAAUCCAUUGUGUUUGAAACUACACAGGCUUGGGCGUACGUGUUUCCGUAACCUGAAGGAGAAGAGAGACUAUCACCAACAUCGAAGAACUGCCUCGUGGCUUUAUCUUUCUCGUAUUUCAGCCACAAAGGAAUUUGCAUACAUGAAAGCUCUGAGAGACAGAGGUCUGCCUGUUCCCAAACCAGUAGAUUUCAACAGGCACUGUGUUGUUAUGGAGCUUGUAGAUGGGCAUCCCCUGUGUCAGGUUCAUGAGGUCAAGGAUGUUGAAGCUCUGUAUGACGAAUUAAUGAAUUUGAUUGUCAAGCUUGGGAGUCAUGGUGUGAUUCAUGGAGAUUUUAAUGAGUUCAACAUUAUGUUAUGUGAAGAUGACAAACCAGUUAUCAUUGACUUCCCACAGAUGGUAUCCACAUCUCAUCCAAAUGCUGAAAUGUUCUUUAACAGAGAUGUCAACUGUGUCCGUGAUUUUUUCCGAAGGCGAUUUGGAUAUGAAAGUACGCUGUAUCCAUCAUUCAGUGAUAUCAUGAGAGAAGAUACUUUGGAUGUUGAGGUCCUUGCCAGUGGUUUUACACGACAGAUGGACAAAUAUCUCAACAUUGAAAUGGGCAUUGAGGAAGAUGACAGAACUGGUGACCUUGAGGAUGACAGCAGUAGUGUAAAUGUGGAUGAACUGAGACAAGAAGUAGAACAUUUAGUACAAGAGGGAACAUCUCAGAUGUCUGACAAACAGAGAAAUGUAGCAGAAACUCAGACUGUGUACAGCUUGUCUGAAAGAGAUAUCAAGGUAGAAAGUAUUAGGACAUGUGAUGAAAGGACUGGGAAGCAGGGUUCAGUAGGUGAAUGUAGUUGUGUUGACGCAAAGCAGCAACAUACAGAGGAGGGUGGAAAUGAACACCUGCAGAAAUGUGAAGAAAAUUAUGAAAAAUUGUGCCAGAACACUGCAGAGCAAUUAUCUAGGGUCAUUAAAUUUAAAGAUGAAAUUGAAGAGCAUGAUAAGGAGAAUUGUGAAGGCAGUGCCAUGGGCGAUUCUCACAGUGAUUAUAGUGAUGAUGAUGAUGAUGAUACAAGGGACUGUAACAGUGUAACGACAGGCUCAUUUGACACUCGUAGCUUCCGCAGUACUUCCACUGCUGCAACAAUUGCUCCACAGGCCAUCCAAAGUCGUGUAAAGAAGUCAUUAAUGAAACGAGAAGCAGUGCUGGCUCGUCACAGAAUGCGCGUGAAGGGGGAAGCAAGUGCUGUGACGCGUGCCCGCAGGGACAACAAUGAUACCAUCAAGCAGUCAACUGGAAUAUGGGGCUGGGCGUAAUAUUCCUUAGCAGGCAGAACUCGAGAGGUUCCUUUGUGAGGAGAACAUCAGUAUAAACACCAGCUUGAAGUGCUGCAUAGUUGUAAAACCCAGAUUUGAAUUUAUUGGUAACUGGUAAGCCACUAAUGACAUCCUUGUCAAUGCUGCUGCAGUCAUGAAGUUUUGUUGUGGAGAAAAAA